This is a messenger RNA of Ochlerotatus camptorhynchus, 1644 nucleotides long. RefSeq lists its product as uncharacterized. Lineage: Eukaryota; Metazoa; Arthropoda; Insecta; Diptera; Culicidae. The record is from RefSeq and is a predicted model, not a curated record. The coding region runs from base 29 to 1276 and encodes 415 amino acids. Gene Ontology annotation, molecular function: serine-type endopeptidase inhibitor activity. The transcript has 3 exons.
UCACAGUUCCACAGACCAUCAGACCAGGAUGAAAUUGUGGAUUGUGAUUACUGUCACCUUUAAGCUGGUGGGCUUCAUGCAAGCGCAAUAUGCCUUCAAAACGUUGAAAGUAAACUAUCAAGCGGACUUCUCAUGGGAACUGUACAAAAAGCUAUUCUCCGGAUUCAAACAAAACACGGUCAUAUCACCGUACUCCCUUCGGAAAAUAUUCUCCUGCAUCCAAGAGUUGACCAUCCCUAGCGAUGCAACCACUUCAGCCCUCAACAAAGAGUUCAACAAAGUACUGCUGCUCAAACAGCAAAACCAACUGUCUGAUCUGAUCCGUCGACGGUACGCAGUCCAGUGGAGAGCAUAUCAACAGGAAACAGCUCUCAAUGUCACAACGGUAGCGACGAUAAUUGGACGGGCAAAGAUGUCCCCGGCUUUUAAAAAUCUUCCCAGUACUUGCGCGAUGUACAUUAGAUCCCUCCAAGCAGGCAGUUCCAAGCAAAUGGGACGCAUAAUGAACGCUGCCAUGAAGAACAUAUCCAACAAUUUGGUGGAGGGAUUCUUCAACGGGUCUGAUAUUGACCAGGAAUGGGACUUUUUCGUUGCAGAUUCCUGGAAGUUUGAAGGUCUUUGGAAGUAUGAAUUUGAUGAAGAGGGCACAACAACCUGUAAUUUCUACCCUCGCAAGAGUGAGAAAGGUUUGAUGAGGUUUAUGUACUUGGAGGAAACAUUGAAGUAUGGAUACUUCCCGAAAUGGAACACGGAAGCCGUAGAAUUACCAUUCCACGACAAAAGUCAAUUCUCCUGCGUAUUGAUGAUGCCAGUUGGGGCGAACAUUGAAGUUAUGAUCAAUAGUUUGAAUCACGAAAGGUUUCAGGAGAUCUAUUCAAAUAUGACGGCUUCCAAAACGACGGUUCGACUUCCCCAGUUUAAGCUGAGGGCGAAACUUGCGGCCAAACACUUGCUCCGGUGGAUGGGAUUGAAUGUGCCAUUCAAUGAAACUGUAUUUCAUGUGAUUGAUCAGAAAAAGUCAGUUUCGUUGGGAGAUAUCAUUCAGAAGGUGGAAAUCGUUAUGAGUUCGAAGGGUGAACUAAGAGCUAAACCUUACCAUGAUAGAAGAAGGGGAAACGAAUUCACAGCCCACAGACCGUUUGUGUUUGUUGUUUUUGAUCGAAAUGGGUUGAUUCCGAUCAUUAUCGGACACAUAGUGAACACAAUUACUUCCAAACAAAUAACGCCAGAAUCGGAUGAACGUCUUUGUGAUCAUCCACCGAGAAACUUCUAUUGACAUAAUAAACAUUAAUAUUAUUGAAGCAACAGUUCUGUACGAAAAAUCUCCUUAACUUUGUGUAUCUGCAAAUAGUCAGUUUUUUUUUUUUUAAUGAUUUGUAACUGCCUCUCACUUCAAAGGGUCUGGGUUCAAUCCCAGUUGGGAAGUAAAGCUGAUGUUCCCUGGUCCUUGAGAUGAUCAGUCGAUAGGUAGGGUCCAGGUGUGAGAGCUGCCUCCUUAGUGUCGGUGGCAGUACGGAAAAUAAGAUCGACGGAAAACAAAUAAUUUUUCCCUUUAUCAAUACAGUGCCUUAGAAAUAACCGUUUUUGGCAAAAAAAAAUUCUUCCCGAUUUUGGCAACAACAUUUAAAAUCAAACAGAUCAUGA